Messenger RNA from Colletotrichum karsti, 1527 nucleotides. RefSeq lists its product as uncharacterized. Gene Ontology annotation, molecular function: oxidoreductase activity, acting on paired donors, with incorporation or reduction of molecular oxygen; iron ion binding; monooxygenase activity. The transcript has 2 exons. Lineage: Eukaryota; Fungi; Ascomycota; Sordariomycetes; Glomerellales; Glomerellaceae. Bases 1 to 1527 code for a protein of 508 amino acids. The record is from RefSeq and is a predicted model, not a curated record.
AUGGCCCUCAUAGAGCUUCUCAUCUCGCCCUGGGCGCCGGCUUUGCUGGCCAUAGGUCUGGUGGCCUACUACGUUUAUCCCUACUUCGUUACGUUCGGUCACCUGCGUGACAUUCCGGCACCGUUCCCCGCGCAAUUUACCAACUUUUGGUUGCUUUACGUCGUUCGACGAGGAGACAGAUACUCGACGGUCGACAAACUUCACAAGGAGCUGGGCCCCGUUGUGCGGAUCCAGCCAAACCAUGUCAGUAUCGCGGACGACGAUGCCAUUCAGAUCAUCUACGGCCAUGGAAACGGCUUCCUCAAGUCAAACUUCUAUGAUGCCUUCGUCUCCAUCCAGCGAGGGCUUUUCAACACCCGAGACCGCCACGAACACUCUCGCAAGCGCAAGAUUGUCUCGCACACCUUCUCCGUCAAGUCCAUCGGCCAGUUUGAGCCCUACAUGCACGGGAACCUUGCCCUCUUCGUCAAGAGAUGGGAUGAGCUUAUCAAGAACAGCCCCGGCGGAAAGGGCGCUGUCAUCGACUGUCUCAAGUGGUUCAACUACCUCGCUUUCGACGUCAUCGGCGACCUCGCCUUCGGCGCGCCAUUCGGCAUGCUCGAGUCUGGAGCGGAUAUUGCUGAAGUUCGAGACUCGCCCAACAGCCCGCCGAUUUACGCUCCCGCCAUCGAGAUCCUCAACCGACGCGGCGAGGUGUCCGCGACCUUGGGCAUCUACCCGGAGCUGAAGCCUUGGGCCAAGUACCUCCCGGAUCCCUUCUUCAGCCAGGGUCUCGAGGCAGUCCAGAACCUUGCCGGUAUGGCCAUCGCGCGCGUGAAGGCCCGUUUGGAAAACCCUCCCGAUGUCGACCGUCUCGACCUUCUCGCGCGUCUGAUGGAGGGACGAGAUGACAAGGGACAGCCUCUUGGACGUGAGGAACUCACCGCCGAGGCCCUGACGCAGCUCAUCGCCGGCAGCGACACGACCUCCAACUCGUCCUGUGCCCUGCUAUUCCACGCGGCCAGAACCCCCGGCGUUCUCGAGAAGCUCCAGGCCGAGCUCGACGCCGCCAUCCCUCAGGACUGCGAUGUGCCCACCUACGAAAUGGUCCGCGACCUGCCCUACCUGGGCAUGGUGAUCAACGAAGCCCUCCGGUUCCACUCGACGUCCGGUAUCGGUCUGCCGCGCGAGAUCCCACCCGAGUCCCAGGGCGUGUCGAUCCACGGCCACUACUUCCCUCCCGGCUCGGUCCUCAGCGUGCCGUCGUACACCAUGCACCAUUCCAAGGAAAUCUGGGGCCCUGACGCGGACGACUUCCGCCCGGAGAGGUGGGAGUCGCUUACGGCCAGGCAGAAGAAUGCAUUCAUCCCGUUCAGUUAUGGGCCUAGGGCUUGCGUGGGCAGGAACGUGGCGGAGAUGGAGAUGAAGCUCAUCGUGUCUACUUGGGUGAAGCGGUACCGCGUGGAGUUGCAGCAGGAUUACAUGGACACCAAGGAGGGGUUCCUGAGGAAACCUCUGGGACUCGAUAUCAAAAUCCAGAGGAGGUAG